GCUCACGGCUCCGGAAACGCGCCGCGGGGCUGUUAGCUCGGCUGGGCACGGGCGGCUCCGUGGCGCUUCCUGCCACGCCAGGCCUGCCUGGGCCGCGCCAGCGCCGCUCCACCGAGGGCCGCGCGUCGGCCGCCGCCGGGCCUGGGUGGGGCCUUACCUGCCAGGCUGAUCCCUUGGAGUAGUUCUGAGGCAUGAUGAGUCAUCCGUGUGUGUCUCUUUUGGGUGUUCCUGUUUUGAAUCCUGCCUUGGUCCCUCACCUGGCACAAGGACAAGUGCUAUUGGUAUCAGACCCAUUGCCCAACACUGACCCCGCUAAGUACUCUGAAAGCACCUCCGCGACCCGACACCAGAUGAAGGGGGAAGACGCCCAGCCACAGGAGAUGGCAUCCACAAGCUCCCCAAGGGCCAGUGGUCCCAGUCCUGAAUUCAGACAGCACGGGGACUCUGACGGGAAGAGAGGGAGCCCACAGAAUCUGCCCAUAGAACAUCAUUUUGCUUGUAAAGAGUGUGGGGACACCUUUCGGCUUAAAGUCCUGCUUGUCCAGCACCAGAGAGUCCACAGUGAGGAGAAGGGCUGGGAAUGUGGCGACUGUGGGAAGGUCUUUAGGGGGGUGGCGGAGUUUAAUGAGCACAGGAAAAGCCACGUAGCUGCGGAGCCCCGGCCCGGCCCCAGUAGGGCCCUGGAGAACGCCGCAGAGAAGAGGGAGCAGAUGGAGAGGGAGGCGAAGCCCUUCGAGUGCGAGGAGUGCGGAAAACGGUUUAAGAAGAAUGCAGGCCUGAGUCAGCAUCUGAGGGUCCACAGCAGAGAGAAGCCCUUUGAUUGCGAGGAGUGCGGGCGGUCCUUCAAAGUCAACACCCACCUCUUCCGACAUCAGAAACUUCACACUUCGGAAAAGCCUUUCGCCUGCAAGGCGUGCAGCAGGGAUUUCCUGGAUCGCCAGGAGCUUCUCAAGCACCAGCGCAUGCACACUGGCCACCUGCCCUUCGACUGCGACGACUGCGGCAAGUCCUUCCGAGGGGUCAACGGGCUGGCCGAGCACCAGCGCAUCCACAGUGGGGCCAAGCCAUAUGGGUGUCCCCACUGCGGCAAGCUCUUCCGAAGGAGCUCGGAGCUUACCAAGCACCGGCGGAUCCACACGGGCGAGAAGCCCUACGCCUGCGGCCAAUGCGGCAAGGCCUUCCGCCAGAGCUCCAGCCUCCUGGAGCACGCACGCAUCCACAGUGGCGAGCGGCCCUACGCGUGCGGCGAGUGCGGCAAGGCCUUCCGCGGGCCCUCUGACCUCAUCAAGCACCGGCGCAUCCACAGCGGACUGAAACCCUAUGAGUGCGACAAAUGCGGCAAGGCCUUCCGCCGGAGCUCCGGCCUCAGUCGCCACCGGCGGAUCCACAGCGGGGCGCGGCGCUGCGAAUGCAGCCAGUGUGGCCGCGUGUUCAAGAGGCGCUCCGCACUGCAGAAGCAUCAGCCAACCCACCACGAGUAGAAACGCCCCGUGGUCCCGCGGGACAGGGACGGAGUCCCCAGAGGGGAUGGCAGAGUCAAAGGAGAUGAACAGUUUUGUAGCGCUUAUAUAUUUUGUCUUCCAAAAGGUUGAGACCGAUUUAUACUGCCACCAGCAAUUUAUAAGUGUUACGUUAUGCCCAUCAAGAGUAGCUUGUACCAUUUAACUUAGUUUGGCUAGUUUAACUGGUAGGAAGUACCAUCAAGGUAUUUCAGUCCACAUGCCUUGAAUCCAAGAAUGAGAGAGGACAAAUCUGGAUGUGGGGUAGGGAGGGGCUUAGAGGUCAUCAACUCCAAGCUCCCCCCGCCCCAGAGAAACACACAGAGCUAUUCCACGAUGGCGUCCUUAUAAUGUGAUCCCAGCUUUCCUGAAGAGAACGUUGCCCUCAUGAUUUUUGGCCUACUUGAAUUUAUAAAUUUUUAGGGAUGUAAAUAGAACACUCAAAUGUCUUAAAAUAUUUAAUUUAUUAAUUUAGUUAUACAUACAUACUGUAAAUCACAUAUUAUAUAAAAUAAUAUAUUAAUUUAGAAAAUACCCCGUUUUUGCCACCCUCCCUUUCACGAAAUCAUUUUACUCUGACUCCUCACCGUCUUCACCAACAUGGGAACCCUGUUUGAGUCAUCAGACAGUUUCAAGACACACCCAGUCACUUCCAUCCGAGCUCUGCACGGUAGCUCAGUGACGAUCCCUUCAUGAGGCUCUCAUUAGAAAUUUUCUCCCAAGCCAGAAGACCAUAUUUGCAGAACAUUAGGACGAUUUCUCUUGUCGUUUUUUAAUCUGUCCUGUGACUCUACAACAUAACCACUUGAGGUCAUACUUUUUCAAACAACCUUUAAACGUCUUUUCUUUUAAAGCACCCAAAAUGUCAUUGUGAGGCCAAACGCCUAGUAACAGUUACUGAAUCUGGAUUAAAUGUAUCUUUUUUUCUUAAACCAUUUCAAUUUGGUGUCCCCAUACAUAUCCAAAACUAGCAUCGAUUGAGGUUGUUUUGAACUAAUGGGUCUUGUCCUCAAGCAGCACUAUUUAGUUCAAAAUAAAAUAGUUGAGAGCAUGCCCCUAAGAAGAGAUACAUCUCAAGGACUCAAGUGCAGGGUGACGCCUCCUUUUGGAAACGAGCCUCUCCUGGUAUCAGGCCUAGAUGGUACUUCUCCAGCCUUCCAUUUCUUGCUCUAUAAAAUGGGGGUGAUCACAGCACCUACCUCUGAAGGUUAUCACGAGGACUGCCAUCGUGCCUGCAGAGUGCCAGGACCACCAACCUGGCACGGAGGUACACACUCAGUGAAGGCCAUCUGCUGUCAUUGUCAUUGUCAUAGUUAUUGCCGUCAUUCUGUGGCUUGUCAAUUCCAGAACUGGGGAUAGACCCCAGGCCUCCUGACCACCAGUCUCAUCUUUCUCUUAUGCGAUGACUUAAAUGCUGUUUCUGUUUUUUGCAUGCAAAUUGUCUGUUCAUCUCCUUUGACUAGUUAUCAACUUACCUUCGGAUAUAUUAACUUUACGUAGCAGUUCUUUCUAUAUUGAUGGUGAUGUUCUCUUGUCCAAUUUUAUUGCUUUGCUCUUUGUAGCAGUUUUAUUAUGUUUUUGUUGUAAAAGCUUUUAAUUUUUACAUAUCCAAGCAUUCAUUUUUUGUCUACUCAGUCAUAACUUUCAUUGCGUCUGUAGCUAGAUAUGAUGACAUUUUCUCUAGAAUUUUAAUUACAAACAAAAAGCUGCAACCCCUGCCCAUCAGCAGGUGAGUACACCAGAUGGGCAGGCUGGAUGGAAAUGGGCCAGAGAAGCAGGCUCUUUCUUCAUCCGAGAUGCAGACUCCGUGUCUAUCUGUGGGCACCACUUGACUAUCCAACCUGGCCACUGCGGCACACUGGAGAUGCUCCCAUCAUAGAUUAGCCAGAACUCUGUGACUGCUCAUCAAUAUAGACCCCGCCAGCAGCAGCAGGGCUUGGCCUCACCUAGAUCAAUGGAGCGAUCCAAACUUGGUCUGGGAGCAAGCAGCCCAGCCAUCCUUUGAGCUCCUGGGAGCCUUGGCAAUGCUCGGAGUGGAUUCAGUGACUGAGCAGCAGAUUCACCCAAGAAACAUCUCCUUGGACACAAGAAGACUCGCCUAGACCACAUCCUCCUUUCAGCCGGUGACUCUAGAACUAGAAAGAGAUUGGUUCAUAGGCUUCUGCUGUGGGCAGCUAGGAGAAAAUUCACCCAUGUGUUCUGGCAUCACUUCCUAUAGCCACACCUAAGCGAGGGCAACAGAGCAGAGGCUCGGAGAGGAACCCUGCCCCUCUGAUGGCUUGCGCGUUAUGCUGAUAGAAGCUGGCAGCACUGCCCUGGGCUAUGACUUGCAACAGCCAUGCCCAGGAGGAGCACUAAAGCAAAGGUUUGGAGGGCAGUGGAACCCUUCUGAAAGCCUGUGUGGCAUAGAAGUAGAAGCUGGUCCUCCUGGGUGUCAGCUACCAUUUCCAGCGGGCUCCCCCAAGAGGAACAGCAGCAAGGGCUAGCGAGGAACCUGCCCCUCCAGUGGCCCACAGAAGCCACAGAUAGAAGCCAGCCCCACCAGGGCUGUGCUGUGACUUCCCAGCAGCUGUGGCUGGGGACAGGGACACUAAGAGGGCCUGGCAAGGAAGUGUGCCCUUCUCGUGGGCCCACCAAGGCUGAGGCAGAGCUUCCUAGCAGACACAACUUGGAAGGGCUUCUGAGGCCCCCAACCUGGGAAGCAAGGUCCUACAAUGACCCCUGUGACCUUGGCCAGAAGGUCCUCUCAAAUGGACCCAGGCCACCACAGUGGCACUAUGCGACAUCUCCACCCUGACCCCCAGGCUGGAGAGGAGCCAAAAGCACUUGUUACAUAGUGAUUCCUUUUGCCCUGUGGGCCUCAGUUCUUGCAGUAGUUGUGAAUCUGUGUCUGAAAUCACUACUUUCUUCUCUGAUCCGUUUUCUCUUUUCGAGUUGUUAGGAUGUGUUUUGUACAGCUGUCAUUUGAUAAGGUUGACCUCUACCAGGGGCAAGUCUGGCACCUUUACCUAGAAGUACUCUGCCAUGUCUUGCCCGUUCAUUCAUCGUUUGUUGGGUUUCAUGAGGGAUCCCAUUGAAGUAGAUCCCUUUUAUGAAGGGAUCCUAUUGAAUGCAGCAUUAACUUAGAACGUAGCAUAAAGUUGUCACUGCUCCCAGCUGGGAUGUGGUGUCUUGGCAUCCCUUCCUGCCGUCCUUGAGUCUUUCCCAUCUUCAGUUCUAUAAUUUUCUCUCAAACAAAUGCUCUUUUAGAGUUAACACUAAAGAUCUGGUCUUUGCCAUCAAGGUUGACAGAACAGCUGUUCAUGGUGUUUGCAGUGAAACCUGUGUUCUCUUUCAAUGCAGUCUGUGGCUUUAACGUGUGUCCUGUAAUUUCGCCAAGUUCAUUUCUCGCCUCUGGUAACUUGGGGGUGGAUUUCCUUGGACUCUCUAGGUGUACUGCUAUGUCAGAUGCAAAAUGUCACCCAGCUUCCUGUCACAUAUCCUUGUCUGUGCAUUCACGCAUCUACCUCAUUCCGGUUUUCUUUCUAAUCUCAUGUAUUCCUAUUGCGAGGGAAUGUGUUCUUUUCCCGAUCCUUUUGUAGUUCAUACACGUGACAAUUGGGUUUCCACGCACGUGCGUGAGAUGUGCCUCCUUCAAACCUUGUUACUAUGUCGGCACAUUACCCGCCUGGCAUGGAAAAAGAAAAAAAAAAAUGUGUUAUUUUCCUACCAUUUGAAAAAAGAAAUCCUCCAUUGCUUUUAUUUGAGUUUUGAAUACUUGUGAAAAUUUUCAAAAGAAAGUAAUUGUUUACCAUUUUUGCUGCUUAUUACAAUGAGCUGUGUCCAUUAGCUGUGUCACCCCACUCUUGCAUUUCCAGAAUAGUCCCUACCCGAUUGCAGCGGGCAUGUUUCUCGAGUGGUAUUGCAUUCCAUGUGCUUGAUUUUGUGCUAGAACUGGCACAGCGCCUGCCCUACCUGCAGCCCUGGGUUGUGGCCUAGUUGUGUACCAUGUGAUUUGCCACCCCCCUUCUAGGCCCUAUUAAUUCAGCCAGAACUGAACACCUGACCCAAGGGCAGCAAGCAAUCAUCAGAGCAUAGAGCUGGCAGAACACGAUGGACCACGGACACCACCAGGCCUUCCAGAUCUGAAAUGCAAACAAGGAAACAGAAGCUUCUAGGCAUCAGAAGGUGUGGGGAGCAGCACAGUACUCAGAGGAGUGAGGAGCUUGGCGCCUGCUGGGAGGAAGGCCUGGCCAUGGUAUGUUCUUGGAUUUCUGGCAGCAGCCCUCACUGGUCCACGUGCGUCCCCACUACAGACUCCUUGACUUGAGCCAGCUUGAGUGGGUCUCUACUCUUUUCUAUUGUUUUGCCACUUGGCUGCUUCCUGGCCAAGUUGCACCUGACUGCGUGAAUACCUGUUCAAACGUGUGUUCUCUGUUCUCUAAGAUGGGUGAAAGUUGAUGCCUUCUAGUCUCAGUGAAUUUAACCUGUGAUUUUAUGUCUAGGUAUAUUGUUCCUUUACGGAACCCACCACGUGCGGGCCAUAAAAUGAGUGAAGUCACAGUGCACCCUGUUCUCUUAUUUUUGAAGUGUUUCACGAUUUCCAGCAUGUCCAUCAGAUGGGGGGAUUGCUAACUUCUCUCUUACUCAUGUACUUACAUUCUGUAGUUCUCAUUGCAUCACUUUGGAUGUUUACUUUGAAAAGCAGAAACUGUCUCUUUAAACUUGGCCCUCAAUGUCAUUUGCGUAUCUCUGAGAACAAUAGCUAUGUCCCACCCCAGUCUGUAUUUCCGUUGGUUGUUGGCACUUUUUUCUCAUUCCCCCCAUCUCAUUACCUUGUCUGUUUUCUGGCACUCACUAUAAUCAGUCUUGCACUAGAGCUGUUUGUGGACUUGGCUUCACCCCCUCCUCCUCAGCCCUCACCCACCCAUUAAAUUGUGAGCUCUUAGAAGACAGGGGUGGCCUUUCGUGUCUGAUCCCCUACCAAAUCUAGCACAGUGCCUUGCAUCAAGUAGAUUUCAAUAAAUAUAUGUUAAAUGGCA
Messenger RNA from Pongo pygmaeus (Bornean orangutan), 6520 nucleotides. It is a transcript of the gene ZNF275, whose product is annotated as zinc finger protein 275. The record is from RefSeq and is a predicted model, not a curated record. The coding region runs from base 192 to 1481 and encodes 429 amino acids. NCBI's taxonomy places the organism in Eukaryota, Metazoa, Chordata, Mammalia, Primates, Hominidae. The transcript has 4 exons.